Messenger RNA from Sus scrofa (pig), 2462 nucleotides. The record is from RefSeq and is a predicted model, not a curated record. NCBI's taxonomy places the organism in Eukaryota, Metazoa, Chordata, Mammalia, Artiodactyla, Suidae.
UCUAGCCGGAUUCGUUUCCGCUGCCCCACAACAGGAACUCCAAGAAGGGCUUGUUCUAAGUCCUGAUAGGGUCGGGGCUGAGAAAGGUCACCCAUGCAGUUACUCCGUUCAGAUCCCGAGCGACCACCUCUUUCUCCCAAUCUUGUUGGGACAAGAGGUAAAAGAUGUUAAACGGAGAAUGGGGUUGAGGAAAGAGAAAAAUGCAGCUGAGAGACUUCCCAAGAGAAAGGUGAGAAGCAUGUCGUAGCUGUAUAAAUGGCCCAUCUUCCUAUAAACAUCGAUUUCUCUGGACCAUUAUAGGAAGGAAUGAAAAUCUGUAACAAAACAUUUUAAUAUUUUUUACGUUGGAAAGGACAUUAGGACUUAAAAGCAAAUUCUCCAAAAAAUUUAAGCUCAAACAUGAAAUUGCUAAGGAAUUCGUGCUUACAGGGGAAGAAUGUGGGCUCUUCUCCCAACCAGGGCUGAAACCUUCGCUCUAAGUGGGAGCCCGCUGCCUGGCACCCAGUGAAGGCAGCUAUUGUGAUCUCCAGGGUCCGGGGAAGGGUGGCUCAGGGGCCAAGAGUGUGGCUCAGCCAGAGGCCAUGGGAAGGUCAGGGCCCAAGGCUGCGGCCCAGAGGCCGUGGGAAGGGGCAGUCCUUCUCCCCUCGCCGGGGACAGGAGUCUGGGCGGGCGGAGGGCGGAGUCACUGGCUCCGCCCUCCCUCGCUCCUGCUGGGUCCCAGCCCUUGCUCCGCGUGGUUCUCAGGUCCCCCUGGUGGUCCCCAGGCAGCUCCAGUGAGGGGGGCACAACAGGGGGAACUGCGAGCCCCAAGGGGUCUGUCUGCGGCUUCUCCCGGAAAAAGACCGAGGCACGCACUCUGCGAGCAAAAGCGGACUCCCACCGGCUUCCGACGACAAGCCGGGGACCUGAGGAUCGCGGAGUCCACGACCCGUGAGCGACCCCAGGGGAAGGACAGGAGGGACGCCGACCGGACCGCCAUGGCCGCGCCUGUCCGCCGUCUGUGCCAUGUCGCCUUCCACGUGCCCGCGGGGCAGCCCCUCGCCCGGGAUCUGCAGCGCUUCUUCGGUUUCCGGCCCCUGGCGGUGAGGGAAGCCGAUGGCUGGCGGCAGCUGGCCCUGCGCAGCGGCGACGCGGUCUUUUUGGUGAACGAGGGCGCCGGGCCUGGGGAGCCGCUGUACAGCCUGGACCCGCAUCACGCGGUGCCCGGUGCGACCAACCUGUGCUUCGACGUGGCUGACGUGGGCGCUGCAGCUCGGGCGCUAGCCGCGCUGGGCUGCAACGUGCAGGUGCCUCCGGUGACCGUGCAGGAUGCACAGGGCGCCGCCACCUACGCCGUGGUCGGCUCGCCCGCCGGCAACCUCAGCCUGACGCUGCUGGAGCGCCCCGGCUUCUGCGGGCCCUUUCUCCCCGGCUUUCGGCCCGUGUCCUCUGUACCCGGCCCGGGCUGGGUCACCCACGUGGACCACCUGACCUUGGCCUGCCCUCGCAGCAGCUCCCCCAAAAUAAUGCGCUGGUUCCACGACUGUCUAGGAUUUCACCACCUGCCGCUGAGCCCAGGUGAGGAUCCAGAGCUGGGCCUGGAGGUGGCAGCAGGGUCUGGGCGCGGUGGUCUGAGGCUCACCGCCCUGCAGGCUCCGACUGGCAGUGCCGUCCCAACCCUAGUGCUGGCAGAGUCCCUGCCUGGGUCUCUCCGUGGUCGGGACCAAGUGGAGCAGUUCCUAGCCCAGAAUGGGGGACCUGGACUGCAGCACGUGGGGCUGUACACGCCCAACAUCAUGGAAGCCACUGAGCGGGUAGCAGGGGCCGGGGGUCAGCUCCUGACGCCUCCUGAGGCCUACUACCAGCAGCCGGGCAAGGAGAAGCAGAUCCUGGCUGCAGGGCACGAGCCUCGCCUGCUGGCCCGACACGGGGUCCUGCUGGAUGGAGAUGAAGGCAAGUUUCUGCUUCAGGUCUUCACCAAGUCCCUUUUUGCAGAGGACACUUUCUUCCUGGAGCUGAUUCAGAGGCAAGGGGCCACAGGCUUUGGCCAGGGCAACAUCCGGGCCCUGUGGCAGUCUGUGCAGGAGCACGCUGCCAGGGUCUGCGAAGCCUGAGAAGGGCAGAAGCUGGGUGCAGCCGCUUGUCCUGGACCCUGGGAAGGCCAGCGCAGGGCCUGCAGCUGAGAAGACCUGGAGUGAGAUGUUUUGUCUUUAGGGCCAGGUGCAGCCUCCAUCUCACGGGUACCUGCCAGUAGCUGGAUCUCUCAGUGAGGUCCAAAGAGGUGGGAUUUUUUUUUUUAACUAUGAAAUGUUUCUCACAUUGUAUCUAAUAUAUGCAAAAUGUCAGGAAUAAGGGAAUUACACAAUUAGGAAAUAGAACAUAACCAAUACUUAUGAAACCUUCUCUGUAUUGUGUGCUCCUCUGAUCCCAUUUCGACCACGGCCCUGAUGUUGUAAUUAAAAAUGCUUGGUUUUUCUGUGUUG